Molecule: messenger RNA, 3202 nt
Organism: Pieris napi
Lineage: Eukaryota; Metazoa; Arthropoda; Insecta; Lepidoptera; Pieridae
Product: zinc finger protein 729-like
Exons: 7
Coding region: 365-2248 (627 amino acids)
Biological process (GO): regulation of transcription by RNA polymerase II
Cellular component (GO): nucleus; chromosome
Molecular function (GO): RNA polymerase II transcription regulatory region sequence-specific DNA binding; DNA-binding transcription factor activity, RNA polymerase II-specific; zinc ion binding
Source: RefSeq, a predicted model, not a curated record
UACUGUUCCUUUCCAUAAUGUAGUAUUUUGUAUUAGAGAUAGUUUUAUAUCCUGCUGAUCCUAUCCUUUAUCGAUGUAAUGUUCAUUCGGUGUAAAAUUAUUUUUCUUUACUAUUCCGUUUUCCUUACCUUUGUCUGUGGCAAUACGCUCUGCGUGAGGCUAUUAAAAAAAAAAAAAAAAAAAAAAAAAAAAAAAUAUUAAUUUUAUUCGCGAUUUUUUUACCACCCAUUGCAAUAGAUGACACUGAUGUCAACCAUGAUGAUGUGAAGUCGGCUAGAUCUGACUUAUUAAUUAUUAUCUUUGAGUUGAUUUUGAUUUGCAUACCUUUGCGCACAAUUUGCUCCUGGAUUGGACUCAGUUGAAAAUGCCUUCAGAAAAAAGUUGUUGUGUAUCAAAAUGUGGAAGCUCUCGUCAUCAGAGUGAUAUUAUUUUACAUUCUUUUCCUAAUCCUGACAAGGAUAAGUUUCGGUUCAUGGCUUGGUUUCAAGCAGCUGGCCUUGAUACGUCAUUGGAUCCUCAUUAUGUUUUCAAAUAUCGCAAAAUAUGUCACAUACAUUUUGAAACUAAAGAUUUAACAUGGACAAAGAGAUUAAGCCCUGAUGCUGUACCUAGAUUGUUAUUACCAGGUCCUAAAUUAUUAGGUAAUGAUAAUGGUGGGACCAUUCUAGCUACAACAAGCAAUCUAAAAAAUGUGCAAUUGGAUUUUUCUACUCAUUCAACCUUAGAAGUCAAAGAAGAAAUUUUAAAUCGCUGCAGAUGUUGUUUGGAUAAUGUAGAUUUACAUCUCAUGUGGGAGGAAAUUCCCAACAACGACCAAGCUAACGGUUCUUUUGGUAACAUGUUAAUAGAGUGCUUUUCAUUACCAUGGUUAUCAAAAAAUGAAGGUGAUCAGCUGGAAUAUAUUUGCAGCGCAUGUGUGGAUAGAUUACAGAGCGCUUUGGAUUUUAAGAGAGAGAUAAUUGCUUCUGAGCAGGUUCUUAAAGGUUUUUUAUUCCAAUCGGACAUACAAAUUGAAGUUGUCACAGAAGAAGAUUCAAUUGUUGCUAAAAAUGACUAUAUAGAAAAUUUGGAUAUUAAGACUGAAGUUUCAGAAGAAGAAAUAUCUGCUUUGGAUAAAGAAAAUAGUGAUAAAACAGAUCUUGAACCAACACAGAAACGAAAGUGGCCUAAAAAAAGAAGAGGUGCGGAUCGUUUAAGAGUUUACAAAAAAUAUACACAGUUGGAUUUACGAGAAGCUAUUGUGUCGGUCAGAAGUGAAAAAAUGACAUUUAAGGAGGCUUGUAAUGAAUACAAUAUUCCCCGGAACACACUCAAAAGCAAUCUAAGCAAAGCUGAUAUUAUAUCUGAAGAUCAUAAUGUUUCAUGUGAUGAUAAGAGUAAUAAGGAAAGAAACUUUAGAAUUAUUGAAGAAAUUAAAAUGAUAUUAAAGUAUACAAAUGCUAUACCAUUUAAAACAAAAACUGCAAAAUACUACUGUGCAUAUUGCUCAACCAGUGGUCCCAUGUUUCAAGAUGCAGAUGAAUUAAGAAUCCACACAAAGUUUCAUGAAAAAGAACGACUACAGGAAGUGGAUCAUUUCAUGAGACCCUAUUGGCUAAAUGAAAUUUUGAAGCUUGAUGUUUUGAAUUUAACUUGUACCAUAUGCAAUACUAAACUUCCAGACUGGAAUCAAAUGUUCCAUCAUUUUGACUCGGAACAUGGUAUUGAAUUUGACGAAGCAUACACUAAAGUUGUGCCUUAUAAUCUAUCUGAGCCAAUGCAAUGUGUGUUAUGCCAUGACGACUUCCCAAAUUUUCACAACCUCGAUGGCCAUAUGAAUGCCCAUUACAAUAACUACAUAUGCCCGACAUGUGGGGAUACUUUUGUUGCUAAAUGUCGUUUAGAGAAACAUUUACAAGUACACCAUCAAGGAGAGUUUCAAUGUGAAGAAUGUAAAAAAGUAUUCACUUUAGACAAAUAUCGUGCUAAGCAUUAUAAAUUGGUUCAUAAAAGAAAUACUAUAAGGUGUAUAUUAUGCCCAAAAGUAUUUAAUACAGUUUCUGAACAGAAUGCACACUUAGUGGAAGAACAUAAAGACAAUUCUAAUAUAUACAUUUGCGAGUACUGUGGUCGUUCAUAUACACAUAAAAAAAACUUUAUUAAACAUCUUAGUAGGAAGAAAUAUAAGUGUGAGGAUUGUGAUAAAAGAUUUAUAAGUUUUAAAAGCUUAAAAACUCACAAAGUAAUAUGUGAUAGAAAUACUUGUUAAAUAGAAAUAUGUGAUACUUGUGCUAAUGUCAUCACCAUACAAUUUUAUAUAGUAAGAAGGUGUCACAAAAUAUUGUCUCAAGGCCUAUGCUUACGUACGCUUUUAAAAUGCCAUGGGAAUAUAACACUUGGGAGAUUUGUUUUUUAAAUUGAAAUUGACUCAUAUAAUUUUAGCACAAUGCACAUUUAUUUGUUUAAUAAAUAUAUUCAUUAAGCCUUUUAAUCUUAAACAUUUUAGGCUUAUCAUUUAUUUAAUGCUAGAAUUUUUAGUUAUAAUAAGUUAAAUUAUAAGUUAAUACUGUAUAUCGAGACGCCAGCUUGGUAUCUUCCUGAAAAAAAAACAUGUUAAUAUAUAAUCCCUUUAUUUCUUAAAACUAAUUUAGUCUGAGUAUAAUUAGACUGACUCCUAAUAAUAAAACAUGCACUGAAGUUUUGAGUUAAAAUUACGUCUCAAAAUUGUUGUAACCAUAGUAAAAAACAUUGUAAGACUAUUAUAAUGUUUUAUAGUAUUGAGUUAUUAAGAGUAAGGUGGUAGGUUUGUAAAGUAUUCUAUUUUGAGGGAUUGUAUAAGUAUAAAUUGUUUUUUGUACAUUUAAAGUAAGAACUUAUGUAAAAAAUUUAUAAUUAUUUCGGUUUCUUGUUUUACAGUGAUAGAAGUAUAGACAGGACAGUCUCUGGAUUUGUGAAAUUUAUUUUCUGUUUAUGGCUUUUUGAUAGCACUAUGGAAAUUUAAGGAGCGCUUCGAAGACGUAUUUGAAAUAUUGAAUUAAUUGCUUGGCUCAAUGUUUUCGCGAGUUGUUUUUUUAUUUACAUUUUGAUGUUAAAUAAUAGUUUAUGAUGUGAUGACACUCACAGUUUUUCAAUUCCAUCGAUAUUAUUAUUUCGACUCUCUUUUAUUUCAUUAUUCUGACACCUCCUCGUCCAUUGUUUUGUCGAAUUAUAUAAAUGAGAAAUU